Messenger RNA from Symbiodinium necroappetens, 744 nucleotides. The record is from the annotation of a GenBank genome assembly. Lineage: Eukaryota; Dinophyceae; Suessiales; Symbiodiniaceae.
AUGGGCGCUGCUCAGGCGGUAGCUGAAACGAGAACUUCCCCGACAACGCAGGUGCCGGUACCUCCUCGGCUCUGUCAUCAACUAUGCUGCGAGACUUCCGGUGAAGAUAUCAUCGAACUGUUCGACACGACUGCGAAAUCGACCAUGGAGGACCCAUCGUCCAGCACCCUCAUGCUGCAACCGUCCUAUCAGAGGGCCGCGGGUUGGCCAGAGCACUUUGAGCGCGAGUUGGACGAGCUUCGCAUCCUCGGAGUCCUCGGGUUCGAGCUCCGAGGAUUGUCCCGAAGAGCAAAGAUGAUAAGCCUGGUUCGCCGCCAGCCACCUUUGCAUUCGCUGAACAAGCGCGGACCGAAGCGAAAGGGAAAGACUUCGGCAACCGAGGUUACAAAACCACCUCAGGAAGCCACGAGUGGCCGAUCAGAGUCCAUCGACGACAUUUUCUCGAAGGCAAAGUCGAAGGCGGCUUCCGCCGCACAGCCAGAAGGAGGUAGCAAGAGGAGGACCCAAACGGGCGAUGGGAAAAGACAGAAAGAAGUCAAGAAGCCCAAGCGCGGUUCGGUAGAAGAUCCCUUUGGACGGUCUAGCGACUGGACAGAUGACGGUCUCGGUGGCAUCUACAACCAAGAAGGGUGGACUGGGAGGCGAACCAAGGAUGAGUUGCGCAUAUUCAAGGCGCAUCUGAUCAAGGUGGGUGAAGGCGGUGGCACGCCUCUGUGUCCAUUCGACUGCUCUUGCUGCUACUAA